CACGGCCAUGACGGACACGCAUCGUAUGGCGUCGACGCGAAAGGCCUUUGCGACCAUGCCCCCCGCCCUGUACAUGAAGUACCUCGAAGCGACCAUCGACACCCUCCACUCCAAGUCGGAGCAGAUCUUUCGAACGUUGCAAGAACGAGACCGCGACGUCGGGGAGGCGACUGAGCGGCUCGCGUACUACCAAGACGUCGAGGCCACGUGCCGCGCCAACACACUGGCGCUCGAGGAGGAAGCGGCAUAUCACAAGAAGAAGUGGAAAGAGCUGGACUCGAUGCGACGACAAGACAUGACAGGCCGCGCAAACCUUACCCAACAAGUCCAAGCGCUCGAGAAACAGUUAGUCGCGAGCCAAGACGUGGUCCUGCAACUGCGCCAGCAACUGAACUCGUCGCAGCUGGAGCAGACGCAACUUCAGGCCCUGGCGACCCACCAACGUCAGCAGAUCGCACUCCUGGAAGAGAAGGCGAACGAUCAUGACACAGCUAUUCAAACGGCACUGCGCCACCAUGAAGAAGCGCUCGAUGCUCAAAAGGCGCUAACUCAUGCCUCUGAGACAGAAGCCAUGCGCUGGCAACGGCAAUGGCAGGAUGAAGUGGGCAAGACUCGCGACUUGGACAACGAAAUUGCACAACUAAAGGCGGGUCAUGCUGCGUUCGAGGCCCGCCUUGUGAGUGCCCAGAGCGUGGUGUCGGAAAAAGACAGGGUAAUCCAGACGUUAGUCGAGAAAACCAACGCACUCGGGCAACUUCUCCUCGAUGUUCAAGCGAGUCAAUCGCGGAUGGCCGAUGCAAAUGCCGACCAUGUCAAAGCCGUCGAACGGCACGCACAGCACGUUCAGACUCUUGAAGUACAGGUUGCCCAACUCAGUCGGGCGCGCAAUCAAUGUAUCGAGUGGAAAGCACGACACUGCGAUCUGUGGCACGUUGAUCGGCUCUGGUCGCUGCAACGUAUGACAUGGCUGCAGUGGCAAUUGCACAUCCAGUCCAGUCGACGGCGGCGCCUGGAGGCCUCUCAGAUGCAGUGGCGUGCCAAACUCGGCCAUGUCGUUGCCCAAGUCCGCGAAAUGAAGCUCGCUAUGGCGCCGAUGCAGGCAGUAGUAGCCGCGGCGACCUCUCAACCAUGGAUGCCCACGAUCGCAGCUAUCACGAUGGCCAUGGAGAAGGCAAUGGAGGAGCGCAAUCGAGCUCAAGAGGAGCGAAGCACGGCAGUAACUCGUGUGACCGAACUCUGUGGGGCGCUGGAGGCAGCCGAGACAUCGAACGUGACGACAAUGGCUCAACUGGCGCAGAGCCAGGAGCUAGAAGACAUCCUUAGCCAUCAGCUCCUCCACACGUCGACCCAACGGCUCGCGAUGAUUUGCUAUUACACGUGGAAAGAGGUUCACUUGCGACGCGUGGUGGGCACGUGGAGCAAUACGGCAUUGCUGGCAACCCGGGAGAAGCAGAAGGACCGUGCUAUGUCGACACCCGAAACGAGUUGGCACUUGAUGCACACUGAAUCGCACGUGGACUUUGAUGCAGUGCGCAUGCCAUUCAAGCUGCUGCGGCGAAACAAAGUGCAGCAAGCGUAGCACCGUGCGAAUAACGAACGUAUUCAGUGCUUCUGUUCAGCCCGGAGUGACUAGAGCUUCACGGCCACAAACGACAGUCUUUAUUUAUACGUGCAGUGGGUUUAAGUGCGCGAGGGGGUGCACAGCAGUGCUGCAGAGUCCUUUUUGACAGCCAUGAUGGACGAACGAUGCGGAGCGAGAUAGAUUGAACCGGGAUAGACACACUAACAAUUGUCGAUGAAAAUGACAUCGAACGGGGUGUUAAGCCGUUUGCAUCGACAGCACUUUGGCUUCGGCGACUUCGGCAGCUGGCGUUUCGAUCGAGACAAACUCGACCUCCGUGGUAAAAUCGACCUUGGCUUGACGUGGCUGGCGAGCCUUGAUCCGUCGGCGAACGAAGACGACGGCAGCAAACGCAAUCAGGACUACAAGCGCGAGAACGAUGGCGGCAAUGGACCCGCUCCCCAGCGCCUUGGAACCAGUCGACUGGGGUUUCCGGGUGUACUGGACGAGGUCCGCAGGGGCGGCACCCUUGAUUUCAAUCGAUGUCGGGGUACGGUCCGGAACGACCAUGACUGUGUAACUUGGAGAGGGGACCGUGUCGGGGAAUGGGUAGUACGUGCCGGUUACGUUUGUCGCGGCGUCCACAAGCGCGUACACUUCGCCCGUGCCGCGGUCUUCGAUCGAGAAGGAGUCGGUCGCUGUGGCAUAGAUGUUGCCCUUUUCAAGGAGGACCGCACCCGUGUCAUGGCAUCGCAUCGAGCUCAUGAACGCGCUGCCGGCGCCGCUGGUUUCGACAAAGCUCGAAUCGCACGUCCCAUCGUUGAGGUACACAACGUUGCCAUCGCCAAACACUUUGGUGAUCAAGUUGGUCGCUGUGAUGGAUGUGGACGCUGGAUCGGUCGUCGUGGGGUUUGCCCCCACAAAAACGCUGCCCGAUCCCUCUGCGACUGUGACGAGGCUCGUCGCGGCGGUGUUGCCAGCCAAAAGCAAGAUGUCACCACUUCCUUGAGAUGACAGGUCAAUCACGUCAGCGGCCAGGACGUUGUUCACGUUGAUUUGAAUGUCGCCAGUGGAGACGGUCUCCACCAUGAAGGAACUCGACCCAAUGUUGUCGCUCUCGACAAAGAUCGUGCUGGAGCCGGAGGAUUUGAUCCCGAUGUCGCGGCUCGAAUCCACGAUGAGCGUGUUGGGCCCGACAACCGUGCUGCCACCAUCUCCAGCAUGUACGUACUGCAGCGAGUUGGACGGCAUGUAUAUCUCUAACAGGUAGUCGCCAGCAACGUCCUGUCGACUAGAGAACUGGAGCUCCAACGUGUCGCCAUUCGGCCCCUCGUUCUGGUUGACCGUGAGCGCGCGGACCAGGUCGGGGUUGCUCGCUCGGAACACGAUCGAAGGACUCGCGUGGAUAGGAUCUUCGUGAAUGAUGCCCCCCGUGUUGAUCAAGGUGAGACUUCGUACUCUAGUGGACGUCGCGUUGAAAAUGGCAGGGGCAGGCCACUUGUUCAUGGU
Molecule: messenger RNA, 3070 nt
Organism: Aphanomyces invadans
Lineage: Eukaryota; Oomycota; Saprolegniomycetes; Saprolegniales; Verrucalvaceae
Exons: 11
Coding region: 8-1579 (523 amino acids)
Source: RefSeq, a predicted model, not a curated record